CCCCUGGACACCCCUCAGGACCCCCAGGACACCCCCAGGACACCCCUCGGGACCCCCUGGACACUCCUCAGGACCCCCUGGACCCCCCUGUGGGACCCCGUGGUCAUUCCCUCCAGGAGCCCCCCCCAGACCCCUCUCUGGGACCCCCUGGACACCCCUCAGGGACACCCUGAGACCCCCCAGGGUCCCCUUGGGCCAGUCCUGGACUCCUCCUGGCACAGCCCGGACACUGCCCCUGGAUGGCCCCCAGACCCUUUUUUGUACAAAACCCCCCAAUAAAGGGCAAAUCGGACCCUGGCGUGCGAUUGGCCGAACCCUGAGGCCCCGGACACCCCCCCCUCCCGCGGUGUGGGGGGGCUCAGCCCACGCAGGGGGGGAUUGGGGGGAUUUAGCUCUGAGCCGGCGGCGGGGGGGGGCCCGGGGGGGCUCCCAGAGCUCCCCGGGAGGAGGAGAAAGGCCCCGGGAGCCCCAGGGAGCGGCCCCGACAUCGGGGGCCGUGGGGAGGGGGGACCCCCAGGCGUCCCGGGGAGGGGGGGGACCCAGGUGUCGGGGGGACCCCCAGGUGCUGGGGGGGGGUCAGGGGAGGGGGGGUCAGCGGGGUGUCCGUGGGGUCAUGGUGCCCUGAGCUGCCAUGCAGUUCAACAAGGAGGAAUUCCGGCGCCAGGUGGGGGCCGGGCUGGGCCGCCUGCACAGGUUCCUGGAGCGGCGGCAGGACGAUGCCGAGGGCCUGGAGCUGAGCUCGGGGGGUGGGUCCGGGGGGGGCACCCCGAGCGUGCCCCGUCCCCCCGUGGUGGACUGCACGUUCUGCGGGCUGCCCCGGCGCUACGGCAUCGCCAUCCUCUGCGGCAUCGGCUUCUGCAUCAGCUUCGGCAUCCGCUGCAACCUGGGCGUGGCCGUGGUCAGCAUGGUCAACGGGGCACCCGGGCAGGUACGGGGUCAGUGGGGUCAUGGGGUCAGCAUGGUCAACGGGGCACCCGGGCAGGUACGGGGUCAGUGGGGUCAUGGGGUCAGCAUGGUCAAUGGGGUCAGCAUGGUCAACGGGGCACCCGGGCAGUCACUGGAAAAUACCCAGAACCCCCACAAAAAGACCCCAAAUUACUGA
Molecule: messenger RNA, 1102 nt
Organism: Chiroxiphia lanceolata (lance-tailed manakin)
Lineage: Eukaryota; Metazoa; Chordata; Aves; Passeriformes; Pipridae
Gene: SLC17A7
Product: solute carrier family 17 member 7
Exons: 3
Coding region: 632-1102 (156 amino acids)
Source: RefSeq, a predicted model, not a curated record